Messenger RNA from Argiope bruennichi, 1743 nucleotides. Its product is annotated as oocyte zinc finger protein XlCOF19-like. Gene Ontology annotation, biological process: regulation of transcription by RNA polymerase II. NCBI's taxonomy places the organism in Eukaryota, Metazoa, Arthropoda, Arachnida, Araneae, Araneidae. Gene Ontology annotation, molecular function: RNA polymerase II cis-regulatory region sequence-specific DNA binding; DNA-binding transcription factor activity. The record is from RefSeq and is a predicted model, not a curated record. Bases 445 to 1398 code for a protein of 317 amino acids. The transcript has 3 exons.
UUGCCUUGCGAAUACAAACUUGGUUAAAUAUAUAAUUAUUUUAUUAUACAUAUGUCUCUAAUCAAAUAAUUUAGAUCCUCAUAUUGGAUCGCUGGACCAAAUGAUAUUUAUCUAUAUUAAUCAUUCAUUUCCCGGAUUUGAAUAUAUUUUUCGUUUUCCUUCCAAAAAAACAGAGAUCUGUUAUAAUCUUUUAAUCUUCAGUACAGAGAGAAAAAAUGGUUCACUAUUCUGAAAAUCUUCAGUAUUAUUAAAGAAAAUGUUGGAAUUCUUAGAAGAUGAUUUGAUUUCUAUGGAUGGACAACUGUGCAUAAAAUUUUUUCUUCCAAUUGAAACAAAAUAUUACAUUAAUCCAUGAAAAAUAUUUUUUAAUUGAAAAAUAGUACUAAAACUACGUUACCUCAACUUUUUUUUUUUUGAGAAAAAAGUGAACUUAGAAUGUAAAGGAUGGAUGCUACUAUCAAGGCAAAUGAAGUAAAAUUGAUUAAUGAUUUGUGUAUUGAAGCAACUGAUACUGACAUAAAUGUUCGAAAUCAGCCAAACUGGGAUAAGGAAUAUCACAUAUGCACUGUCUGUGGCGAGACAUUUUCUCAUAAAGUGACUUUAAAGAAUCAUCUUCUUAUUCAUGAAAAAGAGAAACCUUUUGUAUGUGAUAUCUGUGGCAAGGCAUUUUCUCAGAAAGGCUAUUUAAAACACCAUUUAAUUACUCAUUCUAAUGAAAGACCUUUCCCAUGUGAAAUCUGUAGUAAGUCAUUUUCACAAAAAUCUCAUUUAGACGAACAUGUGUGUUCUCUUCCAAAGGAAAAACCCCAUUCUUGUAAUGUUUGUGGUAAGAAAUUUUAUUGGAAAAGCAGUUUAAGUCAACAUAAGCGCAUCCAUACAAAUGGAAAACCUUAUUCUUGUGAUAUAUGUGGUAAAGAAUUUUUUAAGAAAGAUUACUUAAAUAAACAUUUUUUGACUCACACCAAUGAAAAACCUUAUUCUUGUGAUGUUUGCAGCAAAAAGUAUUCUCGAAAAACCCAAUUAAAUCAACAUUUCCGUUCUCAUACAAAUGAGAAACCUUAUUCUUGUGAUGUAUGUUCAAAAAGAUUUUCUCAAAAACGUUAUUUAAAUACACAUUAUCGUACUCAUACAAAUGAAAAACCCUAUUCUUGUGACAUUUGCAGCAGAGGAUUUUCUUAUAAAUAUACUUUAACUGAACAUUAUCGAACUCAUUCAAAUGAAAAAUCUCAUGUUUGUGAUAUAUGUAAUAAACAAUUUUCUCGAAAGCGUUAUUUAAAAGCACAUUAUCUUAUUCAUAAAAAUGAAAAAAUUUACUCUUGUGAUAUAUGCAGUAAGCAAUUUUCUCAAAAAAAUUAUUUAAAUAAACAUGUUCGUAUUCAUACAAAUGAGAAAUCGUAAUUCUUGUGAGGAAUUCUCUUUGGAGCAUUAUUUAAUUUUGUAUUAUUGCAUUUAUGGGGGGGGGGAAGAACUGCAUGUUAUGAGGUAAUAAUUUCUUGUUAUUUUUUUCUUAUAAUGGCCUUUCAAAUGAAUUAGCUUCUAUUUAAAUAAAAGUUUUUUUUAUUGAAAUAUCUGUUUUUAAAACUUUCCUUUAAAAAGUAAUCUGAAUAUGCAUUGCAAUGUAAAUAUAAAUAAUAAAAUGUUGGAUGGCAAAUGAGUUUUGAAGCAAGUUACAUGCUUGAAUUAUUAUCAUAAUCUCAUAAUAAAACAUAUAGUUAACAGAUUUACUGUCAUAAUUUGUUCAUU